GCGUCACUGUCUGUUUUCACCAGCUGUGGAGAAAAUGGCCGCUACGGCGAUGGACGGGGCUGCGGUCGAUGCGCGCGUCAGCGAGGCGAAAAAGCACGAAUACUUCAGCUCGAUUAACUCCAUGGCCAGGAAGAUAAUGCAGGAAAGAGAGAAGAUUAAGGAGACGUACGGCUCGGCUUGGGAGGACAUGUCGCCGACCGAACAGGACUCAGCUAUCGACGACGGGAUGAUGGAGCCGAAGGUCCGCGCUCGGUACGCGAUGCACCGGACGGACCGCGAACAAGUGGUUUGUUAUCCGAAAAUGUUGAUCCAAACCGGCCAGAAAACCGUCCACUUCGGAGAGGAGGAUCUAACUUGGCAGGAUGAACAUUCUGCACCCUUUUCUUGGGAGACCAAAAGUCAACUGGAAUUUAGUGUGAUCGCAGGUGCUCUGGAGUCCGCGUCGUCGUCCGUGAUCGAAUCCAAACCCAAAACGUCUCAGAGCAGCAAGCUUCCAGGGAUCGAGGGCUCGGGACAGGUGCGGCGUGAUGAGGAGUCAUCGUUCUGGAAGCUGAGUGCUGAGAGGUCACGUCUGGAGGGUGAGAAGGCAGACUUCCAGUCGCUCACGCCCAGUCAGAUAAAGUCGAUGGAGAAAGGAGAGAAGCCUUUGUACCUGAGGUCUGAAUCCAGGGAAGGACAGGAACCUGCAGCACCACGUCCCAUCAAACCAAGAGUGUCUAAACCUCCAGCGCCUCCUCCUCCUGCCCCCAUCAGCAUGAACCCGGCACCUCUUAGUGUUACCCCAGCGGCUCUGAGCGUAACGCAGGCACCUCUGAACGUGACCCAGGCGCCUCUUAGUGUCACCCCGGCGGCUCUGAGCGUGACCCAGGCACCUCUUAGUGUUACCCCUGUGGCUCUGAACAUGACGAAGGCACCUCUGAGUGUUACACCGUCACCUCUGAACUUGAACCCAGCACCCGCUGCACCACUAGGAGGCUGGGAAAGAGCUCAGAGCACCCUGCCAUCCGUCAGCAGCACCCUAGAUGACGUGUUCAGUCCUGGUUUGGGCCCGAAAACACCGUUUGAGUCGACCAAAGACAGAGAAAAGGAAGACAACGUGCAAACUGGAAGCCCUGCAUUUUCACAAUACAACACGAGCAGCAGCAUCCUGAAGACCGGCUUUGACUUUCUGGACAACUGGUAACGUCGGAUCGUGACCUCAGGCAGCGGCUCCGUUCCAGGCAACAGGAAUUCAACCGUCCCACAAACACAUGACAAAACCGUUACAGGAAAAAAUCCCACAUCUUAGAAACCUUAGUAAAGCUACAAUUGGCAUAUCGUAGAGCUAAUCUGCUGUCGCAUGUCGAUUAAUCAGCGUUACAACAAUUUAGAGAAUAGUUUGGGCAAAAUAUUUCCGCGUACUCCUGAAGAAACGUUUGGUGUGUGAAUUUUGCUUUCUUUAUUUUGCAUUAAAACUAACCGGCUAAAGUAACGGAAACAUCUAGCUACAAGUUUAGCAUAAAAUCAUUCCAUUUAUAAUGUAAACUAAUAUAAUAAUAAUCUCGAAGAGCUAUCAUGACGCUAAAGCGCUAGCUUUUUAUUUAUCAGCCAUGUACGUUUGUUUCCCCCGCAAAACAAAACAAGCUCAUUUCAGACACCAAAUUACGGCUUUUCUGAUUUAUUCUGUCCAAAGUACUCUUUAAAUGAAAUGAAAUCAACUUUCGGUUCAUAUCAGUAAAUCUCUGAAGAAAUACUUUGUACCGGUUGUAGCUUUCAAUUUAGCAACUGAGCAUAAACAUACGAAUGUAUUCGCAAUACAGCAAUAACACAAGGGUAGUGAUGAAUCUGGACAGGACGAAAAACUCCGCAAGUUUUCUUUUCCUUUUUAUUUGUUAAUCAGACCUGAGUACUAGUGCUACGAUGCUUUAGACGGUAGUUGCUGAAUUUUUAAAACGAAGAUGAUGAGAAUGCUUUAAAAAAAAAAAAAGAAUGGUGCAUUUUACACUACAGUGGUUUUCUAGACUUUUUUGAUAAACUGCCUGUCAUUUUGUCAUCAUGUGUCUUGUCAUGAUCGUGUAUUGCUCUCGUGUGACCUGUGUUCAGUAAUGUAUUUAUAAGGUCUCAAACCAA
Molecule: messenger RNA, 2109 nt
Organism: Tachysurus vachellii
Lineage: Eukaryota; Metazoa; Chordata; Actinopteri; Siluriformes; Bagridae
Gene: c12h1orf198
Product: chromosome 12 C1orf198 homolog
Exons: 4
Coding region: 35-1183 (382 amino acids)
Source: RefSeq, a predicted model, not a curated record